This is a messenger RNA of Wallemia mellicola CBS 633.66, 875 nucleotides long. RefSeq lists its product as hypothetical. Lineage: Eukaryota; Fungi; Basidiomycota; Wallemiomycetes; Wallemiales; Wallemiaceae. The record is from RefSeq and is a predicted model, not a curated record. The transcript is spliced from 2 exons. The coding region runs from base 213 to 731 and encodes 172 amino acids.
AGCAAGCUGUGUAUGCUAGUAUAAUUAAUUAUUAAUAACAUAUAUACUUCUAAGAAUCUCCUCAUAUAAAGUCUAAAGACCCCAAAAUAGUCUUGAUAUUCUAGCGGACGUGCCCCUGAAAUAAGUUCUUCAGCAUUUCGAGUCUUUCUCCUUUACCAUAAAAUCCAGUUUAGUGAAAAAAUCAUUUCUAUUUAAAUACCCUUAUAUUUAUAAUGAUAUUCUCAAUUAAGUCACUCGCUUUGGCCUCAGUCGCCGCAUCAGCCGCUGCUCACUGCACACGUACCUACAAAGUACAAGGUGGUGAAUACUGCGAUGAAAUUUCAGCUUCUCAAGGACUUUCUACAUACCAAUUAGCUGCCAGCAACUUUGACAAGAUCAACGCUGACUGCACCAACCUCGAAGAAGGUGAAGAACUUUGCUUAGGCUGGCCAGGUUCUGAUUGCACAGAGACUUACGUUGUCAAAGAGCAUGACACAUGUGAUUCAAUUGCCUACAACAACCAAGUAAAUACCACAGUACUCUGGCUCAACAACCCACAAAUUGAUAACGCCUGUGGAAACGUCUACAUUGGUGAAGUAUUGUGCGUUCACAACGGCGUCAAGGUUCCGGAGUACAAUAUACCAGAAGAUGCUCCUGUCCACUCUAUCAACGACGUUGUUGACUGGUCAAACUCACCAGUAGCUAAUGCUAUGCCAGUUGAACAGCCAGAGACUGAUCAAUGCGACGCUUAAACUGUCUCACUUUACUUUCUAUUAUGACAUCAUCAAUAACAAGACAAACUUGCUGGAAUCUCUCUAUCAUAUUUCGUUACACACUCUUUUAACAAACUGGAUUUGUGAUUUAUAUUUUAAUCAUCCAUGACAUUCUUUUGCCUC